Tribolium madens (black flour beetle) is the source of this 1576-nucleotide messenger RNA. Its product is annotated as neurogenic locus notch homolog protein 3. Bases 82 to 1509 code for a protein of 475 amino acids. NCBI's taxonomy places the organism in Eukaryota, Metazoa, Arthropoda, Insecta, Coleoptera, Tenebrionidae. The transcript has 6 exons. The record is from RefSeq and is a predicted model, not a curated record.
AGACACUCCUCUCUAAGAGGGAGUUUUAGUAUCUUAUUCUGCGACUAGAGUAGUUGUUGUUGUGACACCAACACAGUGGCGAUGGGGUUGAGUGUAACUUUAAAGUGGCUUGUUUUGGCCCACGUGCUGGCUGCAGUCCUAGGUGAGCCUUCAUACUACCACCAAAGAGGGUAUCCCUACUACACAAACAGUUACACUUAUUACACCAAUCCAUUCAGACAGUAUUACAAUUAUUACAACAGUCCAGCUUAUAAAUAUAGAAGUUGGGAUAAUUACAAUUACAAUUACAAAAGCUACAGUCGGCCGACGAGCUAUGAUGAUGAUACGGUUUAUGUUACUGAUAUGUAUGGAAACACCAGAGUGUCGUCGGCGAGGAGUUUGAGAGCCAUGGCCUACGUCUCGUCGUGUUCGAGCGGUACUUGCGGCCAAAACGCCCAAUGUUCCAUCAUCGGUGGUCGUCCUGUGUGUUCCUGUUUCAAGGGCUACCUCGGCGACCCCAUCACUUACUGCAAAAGGGCYGAAUGUCUCGACAAUUCCGAAUGUCGCGGCCACUUGACRUGUCGCAAYGGGCGUUGCAUCGACCCUUGCGACGGCACUUGUGGGGCAAACGCCCUUUGCACCGCCCGAAACCACCUCCCGGUAUGCACAUGUCCUCCAGGGUACACCGGAGACCCCUUCUCGCAUUGCCGACGUUUCGACCCCUCUGAAUUGUGCCACCCGAGUCCCUGUGGUGCCAACACUCAUUGCGAGGUGGUGAACGAAACGCCCACUUGCAAGUGUCUUCCAGGGUACCAUGGCUCACCCAUCAGUGGGUGUCGCCAUGAGUGCGACAGUGAUGGCGAAUGUGGGCCUGCGAUGGCUUGCAUCGAGUUUAAAUGUCAAAAUCCGUGUUCACAAUGUGGCAAAAAUGCCGAAUGUGAUGUCAGGAAUCACAGACCGGUUUGUAAAUGUCCGAAAAAUUAUUUCGGGAAUCCCCUGGUGUCCUGCCAGCCUGAGUGUUAUGGUGAUAGGGAUUGUCCGGCAGGACGGCCGGCUUGCUUCUAUGGGAUUUGCAAAAAUCCCUGUGAUGGUGUGUGUGGAGUGGGGGCCAAUUGCGAGUUGAGGGGAUUGACUCCCAUUUGUUCGUGUCCCAGGGAUAUGACAGGGGAUCCGUUUAUUCAUUGUAGACCGUUUGACAAACGGGACUUAUGUGAGCCGAAUCCUUGCGGAGACAACGCCCGUUGCGAGCCAGGCCACGACAGGACCGGCAAGGAGCGCCCCGUCUGCACCUGCCAUCCCGGCUACGUCGGCGACCCUCUGGUCUCCUGCCGACCCGGCGAGUGCACCGAGGACUCCCACUGUCCGGAUUCCAAAGCCUGCAUCGAUUACAAAUGCCAAAAUCCGUGCGUGGGGCAAUGUGGGGUCAACGCCAACUGCAAUCCUAGAAGGCACAUUGCUGUGUGCACCUGUGCCGAAGGGUUCAAUGGGGAUGCUUUGACUCAAUGUCAUAGGAUUCAAGGAGGGACUUAAACAAAUCACUGCCAAAUAACAUGUAAUUCUAUUUAACUCAAAAAUAAAUACUUUUAAUUAACAAAAA